Symbiodinium sp. CCMP2456 is the source of this 3096-nucleotide messenger RNA. Lineage: Eukaryota; Dinophyceae; Suessiales; Symbiodiniaceae. The record is from the annotation of a GenBank genome assembly.
AUGGCCAGCGUGUGCUUUGACGCGACAAGAAGACGGCUGCUUCACUGCAAGAGCCCGAGGUGGCGCCAUCCGAUUCCAGACACAAUGCCGUUCACUGUCGGAGGAACACAAGACAGCAUGGAGAAGGCUCUGGAAGAGAUCAUGAUGGAGGAAGACGACGACUUGGGUCCGUCGCUAGCCAAACGACGGAGGAUGCAUCCUGGAGCCGCAAGUCAUACCGUCGAAUGCAAGAACAUGUUCCAGAGGUCGUUGGAGAUCAUCAAGGGCACGUUGGAUACAUACGGACGAGACAUAUGUCUUCAUCCAAACACCAUCAUGCAGAACACUAGGAGCAUGCUGGACGGUUUGCGCACAAGGCAUCCCUGGAUGUCUGAGCAGUUCAGACGCAUUAUCCUGGUGGCAGCUCACCUGUCCGAAGGCAAGAUUGCAGAAAAGCCAAUGCUUCCCGACGCUGCGGCAGUGACUCGGAUGGUGGAGGGAGAUCGUCACAUGCGUGUGCAUAAGGGUUUCCUGUACAUCUAUGACGACGAUGGGUGUUUCAUGCCCUCCGGAGGUAUCCCGCCGGAGGCCGUUCUACACAGAGUUCAUGAUUUCUUUUCGUGUCUGGAAGGCAUGUUCAGACGAAUGAAGCCAGAGAUUCGUCGUUCGGCCGAGUCGGUUGCCAAUGCGGCUGCUGCCGAUAUGCAGACUUUCGAAAAUGAGGCCGAAUUCUUCGCUUCGUGUCGAACUGCAAGCAGUCGGAGAUCAGAGACUCCUGCUUACUCUCAGAGGUUGGAUGCGGACGCAGAUAAUGAGACGGAAGGUCUGGAAGAGAACCAGCGACCUGAUUGUGGCGGAGAUGGACAGUGGACUCCGGACAUGGCGGAGAAAACAUGGCAGGUCUCGCGCACUUUGAAGCAAGAGCUAAUGCAAGCAAGAAUGAUUGCCUUGUUGGUGGAAUGGUGUGAGUCCGAAGAUAUAAGGUCGUCCACAAUCUGCUACGACGACAUCUGCUUUGCCUAUGACCGGCCAAACUCGCUGAAUCCAGUGGAAGUCAUCAGAAAGGGAUCUCACAACAAUUGUUACGUCAGGGUUCCACAUCCUCUACUUGAUCCGGUGAUGGAGGCCAACAUGCAGAGGCUGCAAAUGUUUUACGAAAGAACAUUUUGGUGCAAUCUGGACGUGUACAGAGGUGUCGGACAGAGUCUGUAUUCGCUUCAUCUGUCCGAAAUGUACAAACAUAAUCACAGCUUUUUUGACCCCAACAUUUGGCAUCUCGAUGAGGAACUUAGAAAACAGGUGGAAUCCUUCGCGAAGUGCUUCAUUCUCACUGGCCAAGAGGCGCCCGAAACCAGCAAGAAGAUGCAUCUGGAUCUUUACAAAAAAACACGUUCGGGAGAUGGUAUCAUGGGCAGGAAGCCUUAUGGCUACAGCACCCGGAUGUUCCAGAUGAUCGGCUGGACUAGGCUGGAAGUCAAUCGCAUGAUGGCCUUUCUGGGAGUUACCAACCAGACUUUCCAUUCUCUCUUCCGAAGAUCAUUCGUUUGGAAAGCCAAGGCCCGCUUCGUCCACCGGAAGUUCUUGGCGAAAUAUCCUGAGCGUGAGAAAGACGGAAUUUUCGAAGCUGAUCCCAGUCUCAACAAGUUUCUAACAACCUCACAGGCAUCUGUCGCCGGUUUGAAGUUGCAGUGGGCCUUCGAAAUGGACUUCAAUAAAGAUGAUUGUUAUCAGUUAAUCGAAAACUACUGCAACGGGGGCGACGGCUAUCUCACGGAGGAUGUGAUGAGAGAGGCAUGUGGUCUGCCGGUAAGGGUCCGACAAGUGCAGGAGGAGGAGGGAUUGAGAAACCUCCUAGCAGGCGAGCAGGAUAGUGCAGACGAAAGAGAAGAGCGAGACACCCAAUGGACAAACUUGCAAAGGUCGAUCGUUGCCCACAUGCUUGACAAUGACUUGGACAUACUCACCUUCUACGCAUUCAAGAAGGAGAAGCCUGGUGCAUUCAUUCCUAUGAUGACAUUUGGAACACAGUUACAGGCUGUAUGCCCACAACCUUCAUUGGAUGCAAUCAGACUGGAAUUCGAAGAGGAACACGACAUAGGUCUCAGCAAGAGAUAUGCCUUUGGUUGCAGCGGUCGCCCUGUCAAUGCGGACAUCAUGAAGAAUUACUACAAGGCGAAGAUCCCCGUUGGCAAGAAAGGACGAAGAUCUGCAGAGCAAGAGGAAAUCUUGAACCGCUACCAGCAGCUCGUCAGAAAGAUUGACGAUCACGAAAGGUCAAUCAACUACAUCCUGGAGACCAAGAAACGGAGACUCGUUGGGAAGAGGUCCCAAGACGAGGACAACAUCGAUGUGACGCAGUCUGAUGGACCAGUGGCGAGUAUGGGAAGCUCCAUGAAACGAUCGCUCUCUGUGACCUACGGGUAUUCAGAAAAGCAAGACUACUCCGUCAGGACCAGGCGAUACACGGUCAAUGGCGGAGUUCAGGCUAUGUCUCGCCUGCUGCAAUAUCAUGUCGUUGGCAGUCACACAGUCGACCUCGACGUACAGAACUGUUGCUUGACACUAGUUCAACAAAUCAUCGCCAAGACUUGUCCUGAACCACCUCUUCCUGAAGAUCUAGCGCAAAUUUUAGACAAUGUCGUCAAGAACCGGACGGAGUUCGUGAAGAAGCUCGGCCUCGGCAUUUCGGAAGGCAAGGAUGUGAUCAACACAGUCUUCAACGGAGGCAGUCCUCCCUCCAGCCUCAAGAACAACGAGCUCAUCAUCGGCCUACAGAAGAUCUCCCUGUACGUGAGGUGGAUGGCCUGCAAUCUACUUCACGAGGACUAUAUGUCCAUGACCGAGAAGAAGGAGAAGACAUUUCCCACAGCUACCACGUUAUCCCUCAUGUGGACAGCAGUGGAGGACAUGAUCUUACGAUGUUGGACAGAGCACGUAUUGAGUGGCCCCUCGAAACCCAAACAUCUUUCCUUGCAUUUCGAUGGACUUCGCGUCUCGACCGACUACAUUGGAUCGGAGCCUGAGGAUUAUAUCAAGACAUGCGAGAAGGUCAUCCAUGAGAAAACUGGAAUGUCAAGAUCGUUGCUAAGAAACACAUGUCAUUCUCAAAGCUCGUGA